AUGGGUGUCAAGAAACCCAGCCAGUUCGUCGAGGAGUUCGUUGCAGCUGCUAGUGCUGAUGGCCUGACUCCCGUCAUCAUGAUCGACGAAGCUAGCAUAGCCUUUCCUGACGGCAAUGGUGGCAACGGGAAUGGUAGGAAGGCUGCAGCGGAAGCUGCCCUCGCCCUCUUCGUGGCUAUCAGCAAGCAGCAGGAGAAGGCUUGCGUGGUCCUGGUGGCCUCCGAGUACGCCUUCCCUUACCGGAUCGAGAAGCUGGGUAGGGGCAAGUACGACUCGCUAAACAUCAUCGUGGCACCCGAAGUUGAGGAGGUAGCCAUGAUCGAGAUGCUGACGAAGUGGGGCAUGCCAUCGGACCUUGCCAAGGCGUUCUACGACAACUUUGGUGGCGACAUCUUCUUGUGCAGCCAGGCACUCUCGAAGCUCACCGUGGAGUUCAGCCUGGGUGAGGAAGUGGACUUUGACCCAUGGCGCAUGCGGGACAACUUCGGCCUCGACGACUUGGUGAUGGACAACCUCACCCGUCAGCACAUGGAGAACAUGGCAAAGCAAGGUUGGUCGCCCAUUGAAGGAGGCGACGCCAAGACUGAGACACCGAGCCAGUCGGCAGCCAGGGCAAUCGUCAAGAUGAACUUCGGCGCGGUCAUUGGGGGACAAACCACCUUGUUCGGCCAUCUUGGAAGUCUCAAGAAGCAGAUGUUCGAGGACGCCACCACUCAGCAGGUGUUGAUCCCCACCACGCAAUACAUGCGGAAGUGCAUCCAGAAGAUGGUUGAGGCAGUCAAGCAGAAGAAGGAGGAGGCAGCCCGGCAGGAGUCCUAUUGA
Messenger RNA from Symbiodinium pilosum, 822 nucleotides. The record is from the annotation of a GenBank genome assembly. NCBI's taxonomy places the organism in Eukaryota, Dinophyceae, Suessiales, Symbiodiniaceae.